AUCCACAGUCGCGCCUCCUUGUCUGAGCAAGCCUGUCCAUAAUCCACCAAGCCUUGCACUACCUUGUUGCCUACCUUGUCUUUGUUAUUUCCUGGUGCCUUGAAGCGCUUUGGAUCCCCGACAUCAGUUUGAAUCUUGCCCACACAGGGCAUGCUCCAUACCCGUCGUGUUGAGUCUUGAUCAAACCCUCUUACCGUGGUCGCACCUGUCACAUCGGCUCCCCCUCGCGCCACCAUGUCGAAUGCGGAGAAAUCAACCGAGCUUGCCCUGCAGGUAUUCUUCGGUAUCUUUGGAGUCAUAGGUACCAUCGCGACUCUGGCUGGUCUUCAUCGACAUGAUUCGCUUGGUUGCGUUUUGGUUCGGCGCAUGAGGGGUCGUCAAAUCAUCCACGAACACGGUCAUGAUGUUGAGGCAUUUACCAGUAGCCUUGCCAGCUUGGCUGAUGUGACCGACGCCCCUGACGACACUGUCCCGUGUGAGCGAAAGUCCACUUUGCCCCCCACCUACGAACAGUCCAGUGACGGAUCACACUCGGAGGCUAUCUUUGGAUCGGACUUGAACGCCAGCCUCUUUACCAGCAAGGCUACUGGUUCGCAAUAACAACUGCAUUGUGUCAGAAAAAGGUUCGAUGAUAAGAGGAGGGGUAACGCUUAGAAUAUUGAGAAAUAGAAUAAUGUAUGUACAUAAAAAG
This is a messenger RNA of Pyrenophora tritici-repentis Pt-1C-BFP, 691 nucleotides long. RefSeq lists its product as uncharacterized. NCBI's taxonomy places the organism in Eukaryota, Fungi, Ascomycota, Dothideomycetes, Pleosporales, Pleosporaceae. The record is from RefSeq and is a predicted model, not a curated record.